AGGCCCUCGCGGCUCGGCCGCGAGCCGCGCGCUCGCCGCGGGCGCGCCUGCCGGUGCCCCGCCCCUUUCCUCGCUCCUCCUCCUCGACGUGCCCGACCUCAGGCUAGACCUCCUCCUCGCCCCGCGGCGGCCGCCCGCGGGCCAUCCCAUGGAGGCGUGGGCGGCCGAGGCCUUCUGCGCGGGCUGGGAGGCCUGGGCCGCCGAGGCCGCCGAGGCGGCCCUGGCAUGCCACGCGCUGCCCCGGCCGCCCGCGGUGGGCGCGGGCGUGCCCUCAGCCGUGCGCCGGGUGGCGGUGGCGAGCCUGCACGUGCUGGGCGCCCUGGAGCAGGAAGCCUGGGCCCUGCGCGGCGAGGCGGAGGAGGCGGUGCGCCUGCACGAGGAGGAGGCGGAGGAGGUGAGCGAGGAGGUGCUGCGGCUGCGCGAGCGCGACCUGGCGCUCACCGAGCGGGUGGCGGCGACCCGCGCGGAGUCGCACCGCCUGCGCGAGCGCGACGCGGAGCUGGCCAGGGCGCACGUGGAGUCGCGCAUGGAGGCGAUGGAGGCGCGUGCGCGCGAGCGGCAACUCAAGGAGUCCAGCCGCGAGGCGGAGCUGCAGGUUGAUGCAGCUGCAGCGCAAGCUGGCCGAGCUGCUGGGCCAGCCCGGGGCGAACGGCGGCAGCCGCCGGAGCCGCGGCGCAGCGCCACGGCGUCUCGGCGCGGGGCGCCCGCCCAGGGCGCGGGGAGAGCGCGGGGAGCCCCGGAAGAAGGGGCCCGUGGCGCGGGUAGGGCCGUGCCGCGAGGCCUCCCAAUGGGUUCGGCGUAGAUGGGGUUGACCCACAAGGGGGUCCAGCGACAAUGGGGAUCCUCCGUCCCAUCUGCUUGGACCCCAUCUAGGGGGCCUCUAGUCCCGCGGGCCACGAGCGCGCGGCCAACGAGGGCGGAAAGACGCCAUAACCA
Molecule: messenger RNA, 936 nt
Organism: Prorocentrum cordatum
Lineage: Eukaryota; Dinophyceae; Prorocentrales; Prorocentraceae
Source: the annotation of a GenBank genome assembly